AACUAACGUAUAUUUUCAACAUGCAUCUGAGUUCAAGGAACUGGUGGAACAUAUUGGCAAUGCUGCAGAUUGCCCCGUCAACAUUGCUAGGCAACGCGGUGAUGAGCUUCGCUAUCCAGCCGCCUUCUAUCCCUUCCUAA
Acanthoscelides obtectus is the source of this 140-nucleotide messenger RNA. The record is from the annotation of a GenBank genome assembly. NCBI's taxonomy places the organism in Eukaryota, Metazoa, Arthropoda, Insecta, Coleoptera, Chrysomelidae.